CCUCUCCUUCCGCCUCGCUCGGCCACACCUGCAAGCAGUCCGCGGGGUGGGGGGGGAGUCCGCCCGGUGCUGGUGCAGACCCGCGACCACACUGCCAGAAAGCGAAAGGAACAAUCGCAGCAAUUGAGCAGCUUUUUCACAGGAUUCGGUGAUCCGCCGUCAGCUCGGACGAAUUCACCGACUGGCGUUGUCACUUCACAGCCGCAGACAGAACCUGGAUUUCGGAUAGAAAGGGAGCUCUGACCGGUGUUAACACAGACGACCAGCACAGUACUCCCGCCAUCCCGCAGAGGCCAGCAGUGAGGCAUAUGUGUCACAAUGAAGAAACACUGGAUGAGGACUGCUGCACGUUGCAGGUUUCUAUUCCUGUCUCGGACACGGAAGCAGGAAGCUAAAGGUGGAUCGAUCCAUUGUUGCAUCCAGCUUGGACAAAUAGACCUGAAUUGACUAAAAGGGGUCCAGUGUGGAUAAAGACACAAGACACAGGUGAUUUGGCACAUUUGCAACAUGGUAUCCUAUUCCCACAGCAGAGCCUCUCAAGCCACCUGGGAGAUCUCCAGCUUAACAUCCACAGUGACCCCCGGUGGACUUGCUGUUCCCACCAGUGGUAGCUGUCAGUGAAAGUGACACAGCUUGAAAGGAUUUUAAGUGGAUUCCUCUCCCUCUGUGGUGGCGGCAGCCUUAUUUACCAGGCUGGGAGCAGCAGCAGGAUGCCUGAACUGGACAACUUUCCCCCCCUGAGGGGACCGAGAGGCUCUGAAACUGGCCUCCAUGGUCCUGCUGACCCUGUUCAGAUCCAACACAGCAUCCUGGAGGAGCAAGUGGAGCUGUGGUGGUUCCGAGAACCAGGGAAGUCUCUGCUGUGCUACUGCGUCGCCGUAUUUCUAAUCCUGGGCUGCGGGCUCGGCGGCGUCGGCCUGCUCUCCACCACCACCAGCGUCUCCAGCGAAUGGCGUCUGGGUGCGGGCACGGCGCUCUGUCUGCUCGCUUUGGGGGUCCUGCUCAAACAGCUGCUCAGCUCCGCCGUGCAGGACAUGAACUGCAUCCGAAGCCGGCAGCAGAUCGACAUGCUGAAAAGCGGCGGAUUAUCCGACUUCCUUGUGGUUUUGAUCACGGGGCUGUCGCUGCUCAUUUGCGGGGGGGUUCUCCUGCAUCUGGCUCUGGUCAACCACAUGCCCAAACCGGGUCAGGCACUGAACGAUAUGUACAUCUCCGGGGUGGUGUUGCUGACUGGAGGCGGGGCUGCGGUUUUGGGCGUUGGAAUAUACUCCGUUGUGGUCAUCAUGCUGGAGAGGACACGACACGGACGAAGGUUUCUGGACCGGAUUUUGAACAUCUUCACCAUCUCGGGACACAUGGACCACCAGGCUCGUAGGGAAACCACCUCCAGUCUGGCUAAUCUCAUAUGAGACGUAACCAUCGUCACUGCCUCUUCUCAUUCUCAAAUGCCCUAAUAGAGUGAUCAUCCUUUUAGAAGAUGACGCUUGGCUUUAGUUUUCACACCAGCGGAAACCAAACGGUAGUAAAAGAAGAAUGAAUUAGUCGGAAAAAAGACAAAGACUUACACUAACCCUGAGACCCAAUUUAGUUUUUGCUUGCUGCUUGUACAAAGCCAGAAAUUGUGGUUUAUGAAACAUUCAUUUUGGAUAAAAUAACAAACCAUGUAGCAUUUUUGCAUCAACUAGAACACACUUAAAUUAGCAUUAAAGGCCUACUGAAACCCACUACUACCGACCACGCAGUCUGAUAGUUUAUAUAUCAAUGAUUAAAUAUUAACAUUGCAACACAUGCCAAUACGGCCUUUUUAGUUCACUAAAAUGCAAUUCUAAAUUUCCCGCGAAGUGUCCUGUUGAAAACGUCACGGAAUGCUGACGUGUAUGCGUGACGUCACGGACUGUUAGGAAAUAUGAGCGCUGCACACACACACAGCUAAAAGUUGUCUGCUUUAAACGCAUAAUUACACAGUAUUUUAGACAUCUAUCUGUGUUGCUGAAUCUUUUGCAAUUUGUUCAAUUAAUAAUGGAGAAGUCAAAGUAGAAAGAUGGAGUUGGGAAGCUCUAGCCUUUAGCCACACAAACACACGGUGAUUCCUUGUUUAAAAUUCCCAGAGGUGAAACUUUAUUAUGGAUCAGAGCGGUCAAGCGAACAUGGUUCCCGACCACAUGUCAACCAACAGUUUUCGGUGAGAAAAUUGUGGUAAAAAGUAGCCACUUACCGGAGAUCAGCUGAGCUUGUGCCGUCCGUACAGCUGCCUUCGACUUCUAAUAGACACUUGGCUCAAGACACCCGUAGAUACACCCUUCCGACUAUCAGGUACUAUUAAACUCACUAAAACACUAGCAACACAAUAGAAAGAUAAGGGAUUUCCCAGAAUUAUCCUAGUAAAUGUUUCUAAAAACAUCUGAAUCCGUGCCAAUGCAAUCGCGUUUUUUUAAUUUUUUAUUUUUUAGUCCGUCGCUAUCAAUAUCCUCAAACAUGAAUCUUUCAUCCUCGCUCAAAUUAAUGGGGAAAUUGUCGUUUCCUUGGUCCGAAUAGCUCUUUUUGUUGGAGGCUCCCAUUAAAAACAAUGUGAGGAUGUGAGGAGCCCUCAACGGGUGACGUCAUCGUCUGCAACUUUCGGUAGAGGCAGGGCUUUUCUGUUAGCGACCAAAAGUUGCGAACUUUAUCGUGGAUGUUCUCUACUGAAUCCUUUCAGCAAAAAUAUGGCAAUAUCGCGAAAUGAUGAAGUAUGACACAUAGAAUGGACCUGCUAUCCCCGUUUAAAUAAGAAAAUAUCAUUUCAGUAGGCCUUUAAAGUGUGAUGAAAAAAAAAAAAGUUUGCACUGAAUCCCAAUGUUCCCCCUUAACCCUUUCU
Nerophis ophidion (straightnose pipefish) is the source of this 2854-nucleotide messenger RNA. Its product is annotated as transmembrane protein 125. The record is from RefSeq and is a predicted model, not a curated record. The coding region runs from base 711 to 1409 and encodes 232 amino acids. NCBI's taxonomy places the organism in Eukaryota, Metazoa, Chordata, Actinopteri, Syngnathiformes, Syngnathidae. The transcript has 3 exons.